AAACAGACCGACGGAGCAGCUGAGAGCCUCUAUAGUUUUCUCGGAAAGAGAGGAAAAAGAGGCAGGAAAUUGCCGCAAUAAAAAUAAGAAUUUGCUGCUCUGCAUCGAUCUAUGCAACCGUGGCUCAACGCUUCGAUUUCAAAAUUAUUGUGCGUUGUUGAUACCAUUAAUAUCAAAAUUUAUUAUGAACUGUUUUGACAAGCUUCGCUCUUCUUCCAAUCACAGCCGCUUCAUUGCCGGCCUUCUCAUCUUCAUUCUCUACCAUUCUUUCCAGUUAAUUUCCAAUUUCUUGAUUCCUAUACACCCUUAAUUUCAAUUUCAAUCUUAUUCUUCGCAAUUUUCAUCACCACACCUCCCAAACCCAAUCAAACAGUCCAGCAAGCAAUUUCUUCUUCUGUUCCUUCUCAAUCGAUUUCGAUUUCUGUGCAUCUUUUCUCUCGAUCUCGAAUGGAUACCAAUAUCACGUCUCUCCACAAACUCCUGCUCGACGGCACUUUUGCUUCACACAUUGAGAGGAAAAACAGUUCACUACCUACUGUCAUUGUGAUUGGUGGUGGUAUUUCGGGGCUCGCUGCUGCACGUAUCCUAUUCGAUGCAUCUUUUAAGGUAAUCUUGCUAGAAUCACGGGAUAGACUUGGUGGUCGUAUUCAUACUGACUAUUCAUUUGGUUAUCCAGUGGAUUUGGGAGCAUCAUGGCUACAUGGCGUCUGCAAUGAGAAUCCUUUGGCUCCACUCAUACGCUCUCUAGGGCUCACACUAUAUCGGACAAGUGGUGAUGAUUCUGUAUUGUAUGACCAUGAUCUAGAAAGUUAUACUCUUUUCGAUGCGGAUGGACAUCAAGUUCCACAACAGCUAGUCAAAGAAGUUGGAGAUAUAUUCAAGAAAAUUCUUAAAGAGACGGAGAGAAUAAGAGAUGAACACACUGAUGACAUGUCAAUUCUCCAAGCAAUUGGGCUUGUGUUAGAUAGGCAUCCUGAAUUAAGGCAAGAAGGACUUGCAAAUGAAGUGUUGCAAUGGUAUAUUUGUAGAAUGGAAGCUUGGUUUGCAGUUGAUGCAGAUAUGAUAUCACUGAAAACAUGGGAUCAGGAGCAUGUUCUUUCUGGUGGGCAUGGACUUAUGGUACAAGGCUAUGAUCCUAUAAUAAAGGCUCUUGCAAAAGACAUUAGCAUACACUUGAAUCACAGGGUAAGAAAAAUAUGCUAUGGGCCUAAUAAGGUGAUGGUCAUGGUUGAGAACGGAAGGAAAUUUAUAGCUGAUGCUGCUAUAGUUACAGUACCCAUUGGGAUUCUAAAAGCCAAUUUAAUUCAGUUUGAACAGUUGCCAGAGUGGAAGGUUGCUGCAAUUUCAGAUAUUGGUGUUGGCAGUGAAAAUAAAGUUGCAUUACAAUUUGAUAAAGUAUUUUGGCCAAAUGUGGAAUUCUUGGGUAUUGUGGCACCCACUUCUUAUGCUUGUGGUUAUUUUCUCAAUCUUCACAAGGCAACUGGCCAUCCUGUACUUGUCUAUAUGGCUGCUGGUAGGUUUGCAUGUGAUCUUGAGGAGCUAUCGGAUGAGUCUGCUGCAAAUUUUGUGAUGUUACAGCUGAAGAAAAUGUUUCCUGAUGCAACAGAGCCGGUUCUGUAUCUCGUAUCGCGAUGGGGAACAGACCCAAACUCACUUGGUUGUUACGCAUAUGAUGUGGUUGGAAAGCCAGAAGAUGUCUACGAGAGGCUUCGCGCACCCUUGGGAAAUCUUUUCUUUGGAGGGGAAGCUGUUAGCAUGGAUCAUCAGGGAUCUGUUCAUGGAGCUUACUCAGCUGGUGUCGCGGCCGCUCAGAGCUGUCAAAGGCACGUAUUAGAGAGACUUGGUAACCUGGAGAAACUCCAGCUAGUCCCUUUAAGGUGUGAGAUUCAUGAAGCUGCAUUUCCACUCCAAAUCUCAAGAAUGUAAUAUUUUCAUUCAGUGAAGUAUGAGUAGGAUUCAUGAAUGUUAAUCGGUAAAAUUUAAGUUAGUUUUUAUUUUUUUGAUUCCUUAAAAUUGAAGAUUUUUGCAACAGUUAAAUCUUUAUUAAUAAUUAUGAUUGCCUUUAUGUA
This is a messenger RNA of Hevea brasiliensis (rubber tree), 2069 nucleotides long. RefSeq names its product probable polyamine oxidase 4. Gene Ontology annotation, molecular function: polyamine oxidase activity. Gene Ontology annotation, biological process: polyamine catabolic process. The record is from RefSeq and is a predicted model, not a curated record. Gene Ontology annotation, cellular component: peroxisome. Lineage: Eukaryota; Viridiplantae; Streptophyta; Magnoliopsida; Malpighiales; Euphorbiaceae.